Aspergillus tanneri is the source of this 1914-nucleotide messenger RNA. RefSeq lists its product as uncharacterized. The record is from RefSeq and is a predicted model, not a curated record. Bases 1 to 1914 code for a protein of 637 amino acids. The transcript is spliced from 3 exons. Lineage: Eukaryota; Fungi; Ascomycota; Eurotiomycetes; Eurotiales; Aspergillaceae.
AUGUUUUCGGACACUGUCUGUUAUUCUCUGCUCGUCUCGGCCGGCUUUUUAAUAAACCUACUCCAUCCAAACUUGACACAACUACUUCUGUUAGUCGUUUUGUGUGUCACUAUUGCUAUCGGAUGGCUCCUGUCCAGGUUGACAGCAGCAGCAUAUCUGUGGCGGCGCUUGAUUUUACUCCAUCCUGAGACCCGGAAGGAAUUUAUAGGGCAGCCCCUGCUCUUUCCCGCCAGACUGUCCCAUGCGCGUAGGUUCCCCGAAAUAGAGAGAUAUAACUAUUGGUAUGACUACUUUCUGGUGGGGAUUCCUGUUGGGCUUCGCGGCCGCAUUGGGAAUCUCCUCUCCAUCGAUAAUCUCCCAGCAUGGGAGCGUCGUUGGGAGAAAUGCUGGUUUACUAUUGAUCCGGCCUAUUAUCUGGAUCGUGGGAGCGGAGAUCGAUGUCUGGAGGAGAAACUGCAUAUAUUUUUGAAAUCAGUGGGCGAGAAUCCACGAGAAUUCCCAUACGCAUAUCUCGUCAGCGUCCCUCGGUUCUUGUGCUUCCAAAAAAGUGCCAUCAGCUACUGGUAUCUAUACUCAGCCAACCACGAGCUGGCAGCAAUGAUCAUGGAAAUUAAUAACUCCUUCUAUGAAAAACGCAAUAUCUUCUUCCGUCUGACCGGGGAUGACCUCUCUGUAGAUGAUCCACCACGUCCUGCAACGGAGAUAACAGCCUCGCCCAGACACACCAACGAACGGAUGUCGAUUCGUUUCCUAUCAUCUGCAUCCAAAAGCAAGCACUAUAAAGGCUCUUGGGAGAAGCUGGUUUUUGGCUCCCCGUUUGAAACGCUAGGGUCAUUAAUGACAGCUAAGUUUGUCGACCCCCUGUUAGGCCCAUCGCUUCAAUCCAACCUGAGCUCCAACUCUCCCGAGGGACAAGUCAGAGUGACUAGUCGUCUUGCUUCAUGGGGCGAACCUGUUGAUCCAUUAUCCAGCACGGGGUGGUCCAUUGCACGUUUUAUUUCUCGAUGGACUCAUGUGGGAGCGCUCUCUGCUCCUCGCAUUGUCAAAGAGGCUCUCCGAAUCCGUUUGCGAGGCAAUUUGCAGUAUCUUCAGAGACCAGAGGUUCGAGAGGGAAGUAAUCCUCGCAAGGAAACGGAGGUAGAACGAAUUUCGGAGCUAUUCUUUCGAGAGUAUCUCUCUCAACUAGCCUCUCGUUGCUCAUCCCCAUUAUCAAUCACCUACCUCCCUCCCAAAUCAAUCCACUUCGAGCCUAUUGUAUUUCAAUCUCCCAUUCCCCCGGCGUCACUCCACCUACAAGUCCUCACUGUCCAACCUCUCACCCCCCGAUUCUACACCUCGUUCCUCGAGUACCCGAAUCAGAAACAUGCCUUCAACACAGAGUCAUCCCUCUCUCCCACGAAUUCCGACCCAGAGUCCCGCCGUCUCUCCAUAUCCGACCCGUGCCUCCUUGACCAAGUCCUCACCACAGCGGGACAGGCCCUUGAGUCGGAACUAACCAAGACGUCAGCCCACCAUGUACAUCACUGGACAUCCACUUUCUUUCAUUUCUUUAUCUCAUUUCUACGCAGCUCAUCCACACCGUCAUUCAUGGAUCGCUUCUUUGAGCAUUUUUCCCCAGCCCCUGAUCAAAGAGUCUACCACGCAGCGCGCGCGCAUUACCUCCUAGCGUGUCGUCUACCGAUUGAGUCACAAGCGAUCGUGCAGCUGGGUUUUAUUGCAGUGCGGACGAUGCUCGUGGACGUUUUUCUGCAUGCUGCAUAUCGUAUAUGGGCUAGGGAGAGAGCGGUGCAGUGGCUGGUUGAAGCUUCGAUCACGCCGGGAGUCGGGGCAUUGGUGUAUGGUGGGUGGGAAAUGGUGCAGAAUUACAUUGGGGAGUAUUAUUUGAAUCCGUUUGCGUGGGGGGAGGGGUUGUAG